AUUUACAAUAUGUCUCCCACCGUCCAAUCCACCAUGACACAACACCCAAACUACCAAACUAUCCUCACACCACAACUUCAAUGCUCUUAUUCUCAAGGGCAUUAUAGUAAUUUCACCCACAAAUCCCAACUCAAAAACCCACCUCCGACUCUUCUUUUCCCAACACCAUUACUCAACACUCAAAUUACCACACUACCCCCCACACUACCCCCCACACUACAACUUCAAUAUACACUUACCCAAAAGGGCAUUAUAGCAAUUUCACCCCAAAAUCCCCAAAUCAAAAACCCACCUCCGACUCUUCCCAACAACCACAGUACACCACCGUCCACUCCACCCAAAUUACCACACUACCCCCAUUCUACAACUUCAAUACACUCAAAAACACCAAAGGGCAUUACAGUAAUUUCACCCCCAAAAUCCCCAACUCAAAAACCCCACCUCCGAUUCUUCUUCUCUUCACCACUUUACUUCCUUACCUCUGCAACUCAACUCCCAAAUUUCCAUGGGCAAAAAGGUAAAAUGGAGCUGGACCUCAGCGGCUCUCGGCGCGGCGUCGGCAGUGGCGGCUACAGCCAUAUUAGCAGCCAAGCCAAAAGACCCACACUUCGACCUCAUCUCAAUCAACUUCACCUCAUUUAAACUCAAUCUUCCAGUUCUCGACGCCGAGUUAAUCCUGACCGUUCAUAUCACAAACCCUAACAUCACACCCAUCCAUUACUCCUCAACAACCAUGUCCAUCUUCUACCAAGGCUCUCUCCUCGGCUCGGCUGAUAUCGAGGCCGGCUCACAAUCUGCUAAGUCAUGUAAGAUGCUUCGGCUUCCGGCUCGGCUCGACGGGCUUCAGCUAGCUCAACACGCUUCUAAGUUCUUGUCUGACGUGGCAAAACGUGAGAUGUUGUUGGAUGCCAGCGUGGAUAUUGGUGGAACGGCUAAGGUUUUGUGGUGGGACCAUAGAUUUAAGGUACACGUGGAUAGUCGGGUUACCGUUGAUCCGGUUUUUCUUGAUGUUAUUGAUCAGGAAAAUAGGUCUGAGCUUGAUGUUUUUGCUUAAUUAAUUAAUGGAAAAUAAAUGUUUGUAUUAAUGGAAAUGAUUUGAGUGAGUUAAUGGAAAUUUAUAAUUAAUUACAACAAUUUUAUAA
This is a messenger RNA of Cannabis sativa, 1142 nucleotides long. RefSeq lists its product as uncharacterized. The transcript has a single exon. Gene Ontology annotation, biological process: response to desiccation. Gene Ontology annotation, cellular component: plasma membrane. The record is from RefSeq and is a predicted model, not a curated record. Bases 506 to 1054 code for a protein of 182 amino acids. Lineage: Eukaryota; Viridiplantae; Streptophyta; Magnoliopsida; Rosales; Cannabaceae.